AUGACGGUACUAAGGCGCUUCGCAGGAAUGUUCGAGCCUCAUCCCGAGGACCGUCUCCAUCUGCGAACACACCGUGCCCGCUCUGUCGUCCUGACGGCGCAAGAACUCGUCGAGAUACGCGCCGCACAACGGACAUUCGAAGGGGCGUAUGUUCGCACAGCAUUGGGGCAGUUUUCUUUCGCGCUUGUGGUGCUUAAGAUUUUCACGGCCGAGUUCUACAGCAUCGGCGCCCUGUUUGCGACAUUCGGGGCGGGCAUAUUGCUUGUGAGCAUGUACCGGCGGUACGAGGGCCAUAGACAGUUCUUCAGUGAGGUAGGGGAGGAUGGGCUGGGCAGAAAGAAGUUUAGGACGAGCGGGAAUGCCGUGGUGGUGCUCACGGCGUUGAGUGUUGGGGCGUAUGCCUCUUUGAUCGCCUUGACGUUAAGGCUGGGGUAUACUUGA
Messenger RNA from Lachnellula hyalina, 441 nucleotides. RefSeq lists its product as uncharacterized. The transcript is spliced from 3 exons. NCBI's taxonomy places the organism in Eukaryota, Fungi, Ascomycota, Leotiomycetes, Helotiales, Lachnaceae. Bases 1 to 441 code for a protein of 146 amino acids. The record is from RefSeq and is a predicted model, not a curated record.